AUGAGUACGGCAAGAAGGCGAGCUUCUUCUCAAUCAGCAAGGCACAGAUCCCUACCUAAGAAGCCUGAUAUUGAAGAAAAGAAAUUGGAAAUCAAAAUUAAAACUCCACAAGAAAAGCAAGAACCACCGCAGCGGUUGAGGGAUGAACAGCAGCAGCGCCAACUACAGCAACAGCAGCAAGAACAACAACAGCAAGAGUCGCCAUUUAAGCAACUUGAUAAGUCUCUAAUAGAAAAUAUUUGGUAUCAUGGGAUAAUACCUCGGAAGGAGGUCGAAGACAUGUUAAAGAUCCACGGCGAUUAUUUGGUACGUAAAACGACAGUAGCAAGACAAGUCGCAUACUGUAUCUCUGUAAAGCAUUUCGCAGAGGCCAAACAUGUACCUAUAGGCUAUUCGAAUGGAAAUUGGACCUUAAAAAAUAUAACAAAACAUUCAUUGAAAGAGCUCGUAGACGAACUCGUACAAAAGGCCAUCCCAAUUCCUCCAUCCGGGGCUGUUUUACGCACUCCAAUCCCACGUCCGGACUAUUAUUUUUUACACGAAAGCAUCACAAUUCUCAAGAAACUAGGACAUGGAGAGUUUGGAGAAGUAAACUUAGGAAAGCUAAAACUAAAGACAGGAAAAGAGAUAGAAGUUGCCGUGAAAAUGCUCAAGAGCGCAAAAGUGAAGAAGUCGCAAUUAUCCGCGUUUUUUGAGGAAGCUAAACUAAUGCGCCGAUUUGACCAUCCGAACAUAGUACGGUUCUAUGGUGUAGCUCCGCAGGAAGAGCCGAUCAUGAUAAUAAUUGAAUUUGCGUCUGGUGGAUCAUUGAAGAGUUAUUGUAAGAACCAUACGGAUAUAUCUGUAGAAAAAUUAUUGCAAUUUGCUACAGACGGCGCUCGUGGAAUGUGCUAUCUAGCAGCGCAGAAGGUGAUUCAUCGAGACCUCGCUGCAAGAAACUGCCUACUAGGGAAGCAGGAUGAGCUAAAAAUAUCGGAUUUCGGACUUUCCAUUGCCGACAAAACUCAGAUGAAGAUGGACAAACUCAGGAACGUACCAAUCAAAUGGUUGGCUCCGGAGACAUUACGUCAGGGUGUAUUUUCAAGUAAGACGGAUGUAUGGAGCUAUGGGGUCCUACUCUGGGAAAUCUUCGCAAAGUGCAUCUCGGAUCCGUUCCCAGGCGAAACCAACCAAAAAGCAAAGGAACAUAUUCUCAAUGAUCCCCUUCCAAUGUACGCACCAGAAGGAAGCCCACCUGUUAUACAGUUGAUAAUGGAAGCAUGCUUCAACAAGGAUCCUGAUAAAAGAGCGACUUUUGUAUUAAUUCUCAAAGUCCUGUCACCAAAUGAAGAACCUCCUACAAAGCCUGUAGAAGCUUUCCAAACCUACUGAAAGCAAAUAUAUUACAGAUCUUCUCAGAAACAUUUAAC
This is a messenger RNA of Cylicocyclus nassatus, 1409 nucleotides long. The record is from the annotation of a GenBank genome assembly. Lineage: Eukaryota; Metazoa; Nematoda; Chromadorea; Rhabditida; Strongylidae.